AUGUCAAAGUCCCCUAAAGUGCCCCAAAUAUACAAGUUUCCGCCUUUGUAUACCCCACAGACGAACAAGCUUAUCAGAAAGCAACAAUUGCAAACUUGGGAGUCGAUAAUACUACAAAUAUGCUCUCAGCUAUCGAAGUGGUGCAUCAGUAAGAAUGGGAAAAUCUAUGAUACGAAUUCAGGUGAAUUGAUCAUAUCUUUAUUUGAAAACGACGAGAUUCAACGCUCUUGCAGCCAAGAAUUCCAACAGGAAAUCUGGAACUACAUGCUACAAAAUGGUACUGCAUUGCAAUUGAAAGAUUCAGAAGAUUCUACCCUGAUGGCCAUAUUCUGGGAGUCUUUGGACUCAUGGAGCUCCACAAUUCUUGAGUGGUGCGAAUCCACUGGGAAAUUAAACCAAGUUAUUACCAUUUACGAAAUCUGCGAGAGUGACGAGAACAUCAAUUGUAAAUUCUAUGGCAUGCCAAGCUCAUUCUGUUUGCUAGUGUUACAGCGCUUAGUAGAUCGUAACAGAGCUACAUUGUUAAAGGACCAAGGGAAGGUGGUUGGUGUUAAAAUAGUGUAA
This is a messenger RNA of Kluyveromyces marxianus DMKU3-1042, 564 nucleotides long. It is a transcript of the gene VPS25, whose product is annotated as ESCRT-II subunit protein VPS25. Bases 1 to 564 code for a protein of 187 amino acids. Gene Ontology annotation, biological process: protein transport to vacuole involved in ubiquitin-dependent protein catabolic process via the multivesicular body sorting pathway. Gene Ontology annotation, cellular component: ESCRT II complex. The record is from RefSeq and is a predicted model, not a curated record. The transcript has a single exon. Gene Ontology annotation, molecular function: protein homodimerization activity; structural molecule activity. Lineage: Eukaryota; Fungi; Ascomycota; Saccharomycetes; Saccharomycetales; Saccharomycetaceae.